Molecule: messenger RNA, 2253 nt
Organism: Branchiostoma floridae (Florida lancelet)
Lineage: Eukaryota; Metazoa; Chordata; Leptocardii; Amphioxiformes; Branchiostomatidae
Product: fatty acid hydroperoxide lyase, chloroplastic-like
Exons: 3
Coding region: 530-1837 (435 amino acids)
Biological process (GO): sterol metabolic process
Molecular function (GO): iron ion binding; oxidoreductase activity, acting on paired donors, with incorporation or reduction of molecular oxygen; heme binding
Source: RefSeq, a predicted model, not a curated record
AGCUGCCUACACCUUAGGGGUUUAUUAUCAUAAUAAAAAGAAUACAUGUAUAAAUCUAUACCACGAGUUGAGCAAAGAGCUUUGAAAUGUACACUUUGCAUGCGUCUUUUCUGCACGGAUUCCCGCACCUUCAUUCACAAUCAUGUACCGGUGUCACUGGUACUGCCCAGAAAAGACGGUAGUGACUUAAAUCAUGUUAGUUGGUGGUCGGCAGUAAAACACUUAAUAAGAGAACCAGUAAGGGUACUUAAGAGAGGCGAGUAAUAGCAGUCCCUGGCUCCAGGGAAUCGAACCCGGGCCCGCCAGCUUAUAGAAGAUGGGCGUGGCUUGAUUAUGUGAAAUAGGGGUUGCCCCACCCACAAUGGGGUUCCUUUAACACCCGAGGCGAAUGUUCUAUUGUUAAACCAAGUAGGUUAAAAAAAGUUAAACUUAACACCAUCACCACAGGCACUACGGCAAAAGGACCAGACCGUUGGCCUGGUCAGUUGGUUCGGCCCCACUGUUACAAAAUCUUGUACACGUCUCAAAGAUGGGCGUGAGCAUGAGCAACACCAAGGGGCUCGUGAGGCACGUGAAGGCGGGGCCUCGCGCCCUCAAGCCCGGCGGAGAGCACCCAGCUGCCGUCCGCACGAACGUCGGGAUCCCUGUGGUCGCACUCCUGAACCAAGACACCAUCCACCACGUCUUCAACACGGACCUGGUAGACAAGGAGCAGUACUGCCUGGGGUACGUCGGCGUGCGCUCCGAGCUUCUAAGGGGACACUGUCCAUCUAUGUUUGCAAACGGCCAAGAACACCGGAGGAAGAAAGCUUUUUUGAUAGACGUCUUCAGAGGAAGGCAAAAGACGCUUCCACCCGUCCUCUCGAGACAGAUCAUGGCUCACUUCAAGGAGUGGUCCCGACUCGAGGCGCUUGCGGAUUUUGAAGACAAGGUUUUCUUCCUGAUGAGUGACAUCCUGACGGAGACGGUGUUCGGGAGGAAACUGGACGGCCGGCUGGCUCUCCACUGGCUGCAGGGGCUGCCGAGUGUUCGGACGUGGAUUCCUUUUCCUACCAAAGCAAAGCAAGACCUUGCCGCUUCGGCCCUCCCUGUCCUACUGAAAUCCAUCGAGGAAUCACCGAACUACGAAGAGUUGAUCCAACUAAGCUACCUCCAUGACAUUGAAGAAGAAGACGCCAUAGACAAUAUCCUGUUCGUCAUAGUCUUUAACGCUGUUGCGGCAGUAUCGGCCGUUAUUGUAACUUUCAUCACUCGCUUACAUACCAUCACAGAAGCCGAUAGAAACGUCCUUCUUAAAACCACGCUGCAAGCUCUUCUGAAGCAUGAAAGCCUCUCGGAAGAAAGUCUUGGAGACAUGAAGGCCCUGGACAGCUUUCUCCUGGAGGUUCUGCGUCUUCAUCCACCAGUCUUCAACUUCUUUGGUGUGGCGAAAAAGGACUUUGCGAUUCCGACGGGGGUCGACAAAAAUGUUGAGGUCCGCCAGGGGGAGCAGUUGAUGGGAAGUUGCUUCUGGGCGCAGCGUGACGCAAAAGUGUUUCUCAGUCCCAAUGUCUUCCGAUGUUACCGGUUUAUGGACAGCAAGGAGCUCCUUGUGGACAGAGAACAGGACGGAGGAAAGAAAAGACACCUUAUCUUUGGUCACGGAAGCUUGACGGAAGCCGCUGAUCUAAGACAGCCACCAGUGCCCCGGACAGGACAUCGCUUUCUACCUGAUGAAAGCGACCCUAGCGGUUCUGCUGUGCUACUGCAGCUGGGAGCUGGAGGCCCUCCCUGUGUGGUCAGACAAGACUGCCAGACUGGGCAGACCGGACGACCUGGUCUCUCUUACAUGGUUUAACUUCGACUCAGACACGGCAAGGCACGUGCUGGAAUCGUACGAUUUGAAUUGCGAAAAAUGAUCGAAUUAUUCAACCAUUGCAACUAGAUGUAUUAAAGAUAAUUCCAUAGGAGUGGACAAAGUUUUUUUUUUUAUCUGUAGUAUUUGCAUGAAAAUUUAUUCCUUAUUUUGUCAGCUCCCUCUUUCAAAGACAUUCAAUAUUCCUAGUCUGCCCUGAAAAUAUAAAGUCGUGUUUUUUUAAGGAUGACAUGAUCAAGCAUGAUCAGCCACUUUAAUCAAUAUCUUCACAACUGAACUGAAUCAUCACUCUGCAGCAAUGUUACAGUAAUGUACAUGUAACUUUGAUGACGUUUUGUAUCAUACACUUAAUCUAUAGCAUUUUCUGGCAUUGUCAAAUACUUUAAUUAACACAUGUG